AUGUGGAAAUAUGUAACUCGCCGCAUCCGAGAUGCUUUAGAAAAGAGUGUGAAUCAUUUUGAUAAACGAAGUUCUACUGGGAUCGUUAAUUCAGCUGAAAAAGAUAAAGUUGUACAUAAUGGUGACAGCAAUAGUUCAUCAAGCUCCUUGGAUGAUGACCUGGGAGAGGUUUUAAAUUCUAUAGAGAAUAGACUUGGCUUGGCAGCAAUUGAAAAUGGUCAACAUCAGGAUGGUCUCAAUUUGUUAAGGUCUGCUGCAAAUCGUAAUCAUGCCCCAGCUCUGUUUAAUUUGGGUUUAUGCUACGAAAUUGGCUUGGGAGUAGAUAUUGAUGAAAAAAUGGCAAUGGAGCUGUAUCGCCUAGCUGCUGCCCAACAGCAUCCUGGUGCUUUAUACAACUUGGGAAUUUAUUAUGGCCAAGGCCGGGGCGGACUCAUUCGUGAUACUGCAACUGCAAAGCGGCUGCUUCGUUUGGCUGCCGUGCAAGGUCAACAGGAUGCUAUCACAGCACUGAAGGGCCUUUGUGAUGACAUAACAGAGCAAGUACACGAAGAUGAUGUGGACAAUUGGACAAAGCCAAGUACCAUUUAUCCUCAAAAUGAAAACAUUGUACCAACACAAUCAGUUCUUUUUGUUGAAAAUAAUAUAAACGGACAAAACUAUAACUUUGUUUAU
Molecule: messenger RNA, 672 nt
Organism: Iphiclides podalirius (scarce swallowtail)
Lineage: Eukaryota; Metazoa; Arthropoda; Insecta; Lepidoptera; Papilionidae
Source: the annotation of a GenBank genome assembly